AUGAAAAUCAAUCAGACGAUAUCGAUUUCAACGAGCAAAGCCUUGCUGGUGCCAUAUGAAGCCCACCAUGUUCUCACUUACCAUGAGUGGAUGAAAGACCCAGCAAUUCAAGAGGCCACUGCGUCAGAACCUAUGACAUUGGAAGAAGAAUAUGAAAACCAAGAGUCAUGGCGGACAUCUCAUGAUAAACUGACCUUUAUUGUCUGCGAGCCAUUAAGCGGGGCGGCAAGCGAUGAAGCACGACAAAUCAAGGCUCAAGUCGACGAUUCACCCGACAAAAUGAAAGGAGACAUCAACUUUUUCCUCUAUCUAGCUGACGAGGACGAUGAUGACGAGGUUGCCGAGCCAAGAGAGAGCAGCACGAUACGUCUGACAGGCGAAGUAGACGUCAUGAUAGCAAAUACGCAGCAUCGCGGGAAAGGCGUGGGAGAAGCCGCAGUGCGAUCAAUAUUGGCAUACAUACGGAGAAAUCUACCGGAAAUACUGAAUGAAUAUGCACAAGGCGAGAAGCUGGACGUGGAGAAGGUACAGCUAGUUGGAUUGAUGGCCAAGAUUAAGCAGGAGAAUACGGGAAGCAGGGCGCUGUUUAAGAAGCUGGGGUUCAAGCAGGAGGGGGAGGCGAAUUACUUUGGGGAAGUGAAGAUGGUGAUUGACUGGAAGGAGAGUGAGAGUGAGGACAUGGCCGAGGGUUUGGAGUAUCGAGAGCUGGAGCGCUACCAACUGCACACACAGUACGUACCCACCACCCGCCGACCGCCCGCCAAUCCGAAGCCUCCAAAAUUUCAACACCAUCUCAACCUCGAAACCUCGAAACCAUCCAUCGCAACAUCCAAACAAACCCCCACCAAUUCGCUCCAGACAGCACUCGACACCCUCUCCAUCGAGUUCGCUGGAAUCUUCCAAAAUGAAUUCCAUCGUCCGCCUCGCGCGGCCACUCCUCGCCCCGCGCAUUUCCGCCCUCUCGCAACGGACAUACACAUGCCUCUCUCCUCUCCGUCCUACAUUGACCUCAACUUUCCGCCCCAACAACUCCUUCACGCCCUCCCUCACAGCGUCACCGACAGCAGCAACCUCACCGGAAUCCGCAGCAGACCUCGUGCCCACGGCGGCAGUAUCCUCGCAUCCCGCCCUGCAAGGACUGCAGCUGCGCUUCGGGCCCCGAAAUACCAUGAACGGCCACACGAGGCUGGUGCAGAAGCGGAGACAUGGGUGGCUGAAGAGGACGAGGAGUAA
Molecule: messenger RNA, 1233 nt
Organism: Trichoderma breve
Lineage: Eukaryota; Fungi; Ascomycota; Sordariomycetes; Hypocreales; Hypocreaceae
Product: acetyltransferase (GNAT) domain-containing protein
Exons: 5
Coding region: 1-1233 (410 amino acids)
Biological process (GO): protein acetylation
Molecular function (GO): N-acetyltransferase activity
Source: RefSeq, a predicted model, not a curated record